Molecule: messenger RNA, 2924 nt
Organism: Linum trigynum
Lineage: Eukaryota; Viridiplantae; Streptophyta; Magnoliopsida; Malpighiales; Linaceae
Source: the annotation of a GenBank genome assembly
AACCUUAUCCAAUGACAACUCCCCGCAGAGUCACACACACUAUGACACAAACCCAAACCAAUGAAUGAUAGAGAGAAAGAAAGAAAGCUACAAAAUGGGGCGGCAAAGGUAAGCUAAAAUAUUAGCUUCAUUCAUCAGUUCGUUCAUGUACCAAUAUUACCAAAGCCCCACCACCACAAGAAAAAAAAAGCAUUGAAAACUUGUGCAACAAUGUCACUCCCCUAACAUCCACUCCCAUAAAUACCCAAACCAUUCACACCCUCUUCAUCCCCACACACUCAAACACCACCACCACCACCACCAAAGCAAAAAAACAAUCAACUUCCUCUCUCUGUCUCUGUCUCUCUUCAACUCCAUUUCCCUUUUUCUGAUCAUCAUCAUCAUCAAAUGGCGAAAGACGUGGAAGGGCAAGUCGGGGAGUACCAGCCCAAGGACUACCAAGACCCACCGCCGGCCCCGCUCAUCGACGCCGACGAGCUCACCCAGUGGUCCCUCUACCGCGCCGUCAUCGCCGAGUUCAUCGCCACCCUCCUCUUCCUCUACAUCACCGUCCUCACCGUCAUCGGAUACAAGAGCCAGGUCGACCCCAACAAGCCCGCCGUCGACCCCUGCGGCGGCGUCGGCAUCCUCGGCAUCGCCUGGGCAUUCGGCGGCAUGAUCUUCGUCCUCGUCUACUGCACCGCCGGCAUCUCCGGCGGCCAUAUCAACCCCGCCGUCACCUUCGGCCUCUUCCUCGCCAGGAAGGUCUCUCUCGUCCGGGCCGUGCUCUACAUGGCUGCCCAGUGCCUUGGCGCAAUUUGCGGGUGUGGGCUCGUCAAGGCGUUUCAGAAGAGCUACUACACCAGGUACGGCGGCGGAGCGAACGAGCUCGCCGAUGGGUACAACAAGGGGACUGGGCUCGGUGCGGAAAUCAUCGGCACUUUCGUUCUUGUGUACACUGUCUUCUCCGCCACUGACCCCAAGAGAAACGCCAGAGACUCCCAUGUCCCCGUCCUGGCGCCACUCCCAAUUGGGUUCGCCGUGUUCAUGGUUCACCUGGCUACAAUUCCGGUGACUGGAACCGGGAUCAACCCGGCUCGGAGCUUCGGAGCGGCGGUGAUCUACAACCAGGACAAGGCUUGGGAUGACCAUUGGAUGUUCUGGGUUGGACCGUUCAUUGGAGCUGCAAUUGCUGCAUUCUACCAUCAAUACAUACUGAGAGCUGGAGCUAUCAAGGCUCUUGGGUCCUUCAGGAGCUCUUCCAACAUCUAAGCUUCUCCAUCCCAUCAAUCAGGCGGGGAAAAAUGGGGUUCCAGGUGUAGCUGGAGAGUAAUCUCUCAAUGGAAAAUGUACAUUGGUUGUUGUUGUUGUUGUAUCAGUCAAGUAUGGUCGUCGAGACAUCAAUUUGGGUUUAGCUUCUUCCUCCGAGUGCUUUUUUUUUCUUUCUUUCUGGGCCAUCUUGUUUUAAUUUGUGUGGCCAAAAUGAAUUUGUGAUUUCCUGCAGCAAUGCUUGUUUGCUCUUCCUUCGACCUUCUCUUCCAAUGAUAAUAAUAAAAAUAACGUUUUGCUGUCGUGCUGGUGUGUAUUACUAUUUUAGUAUAUAUAUAAACAAUAACUCUUGUCAUAUUACAAAAAUCAAAGGAUACUAUUGUCUGGACGUUGGAGAUUCAAGUCUAAAACAAAACUGAGGCCUGGAUGAAUAUGCUGAUGGCACAGGAAAUGAUCUCUAAAUAUAGGCACAAGAAUAUUAGCUCUCGAUGUGCGGUCAAAGUUGACCUUAUAAAAGCUUUUGACUCGGUGCAUUGGGAGCUUUUAUUCCACGUCAUGGAAACUAUGCAGUUUCCUCAGCUCUUCAUCAAUUGGAUCAAAACCUGUCUGUCAUAUGCAUUCUUCAGUGUUAGUAUAAAUUGGGUUUGUGUGGCUUCUUUUCAGCUUGUAAAGGGGUGAGGCAGGGUGAUUCGCUGUCACCGUACCUCUUCACUUUAGUCAUUGAAGUCCUCUCUCUCAUCCUGAAUAAGGUUGCUCUUCUUAAUCAGUUACCAUUUCAUUCGCAUUGCAAAACUAAGGGUUAACCCACCUAUUUAUAGGGAUCAGAGAUUUCUUCUCCUUACGAUUUUGAUUUCAGUUCCCUUUUUUCUUGGUUUCGCGAGAAGAUGGGGAUCAGUUUCGGGAGGGAGGGAUUUUGAGUGGAUUUUUCUUUGUGUUAGAGAGAAAGAAUAAUAGCUAUCUAUUCUUGUUUAAUGCAAGCUAUCGUUCCGAAGAAAGAAAAAAAAGAAUAAUAAUUUCUUUUGUAUUUUGUUUUAGCCCCCUACCUAUAUGUAUCUCACUACUCAACUCCCCUGUAAAUUGUCCUUCAAACUCUGCACAAACUCACCUAUACUUCAGUACAAAGAAUAGAUGAAUACAAUGAUGCAGAUCACGUUUCUUAGCUACGCCUACAAUUACAUUUUCUCCACUAGAUUUCAAUUAUGCUCACACUUUGAUGGGUUGGUAUGAGUUGGUAAUGGUAUGGGCGUGGAGGAAGAGAAUUGAAAACUGUGCAGGCCAGCGGCGGAUCUAGGACAUAGUAGAGUACUGGACCGCAUUUCAUUAUAAAAUUAGAUAUCGCAAAAAAUUAUAAUUUUUUUACAAUAUCAAUCAUACACGUCGAUCUUUUAAUAUAGUGAAAUGAUCAAUAAAGGAGUCUACAUCUAUACUAAUCGCAUACUACUCUUUUUCAAAUAAAAUAGUUAACCAAUCAGUGAGAAAUUCAUCGCUCAUUUUGUUGUGCAAAUCAUUUUUCACAUGGUCCAUUGUUGAAAAUGUUCUCUCCAUAGUAGCUGUUGAAACGUACAAUGUCAACACUAGACAAAUCAAUUGACUAAUCAAUUUGUAUCGUGUAUCCAUCCCUAUUUACACCACCUGCUCUAGUGAUUUUUUCAAGUGAACAAAUCUCAUAUUUCUUU